This is a messenger RNA of Aureobasidium subglaciale EXF-2481, 453 nucleotides long. RefSeq lists its product as uncharacterized. Gene Ontology annotation, cellular component: cytosol. NCBI's taxonomy places the organism in Eukaryota, Fungi, Ascomycota, Dothideomycetes, Dothideales, Saccotheciaceae. The record is from RefSeq and is a predicted model, not a curated record. Bases 1 to 453 code for a protein of 150 amino acids. The transcript is spliced from 2 exons.
AUGUCGAUCGCAGACUGUACGUUCCACCUCGACCCUUCAGCUCUCCUCCCACAACAUCUAGAACCUAACACAAGCAUAACAGCCAACUUCCCUUCCUCGGCCGCCUUCGACGCCAUCAACGAAGCCCUCUCCUCCGACUCCGAACGCAAAGACGCAAUCAAAAAAGGCGGCGCCAUCUUCGCCUUUACCCUCAAAAACUCAAACGGCGCAUCCGAAAGCUGGCACAUCGAUCUCAAGGACACAGGAAAGGCUGGAAAAGGCACCGCUCCUGAUGGCAAAAAGUCUGCUGUCACACUAUCCCUCAGCGAUGCUGAUUUCGGCAAAUUGGUCAAGGGUGAAGCGAACGCGCAAAAGCUGUUUAUGAGUGGGAAACUCAAGGUCAAGGGGGAUGUCAUGAAGGCUACCAAGAUGGAGCCUAUCUUCAAGAAGGUCCAGACAAAGGCAAAGCUUUGA